Molecule: messenger RNA, 900 nt
Organism: Pseudophryne corroboree (corroboree frog)
Lineage: Eukaryota; Metazoa; Chordata; Amphibia; Anura; Myobatrachidae
Product: olfactory receptor 5V1-like
Exons: 1
Coding region: 1-900 (299 amino acids)
Biological process (GO): G protein-coupled receptor signaling pathway; detection of chemical stimulus involved in sensory perception of smell
Cellular component (GO): plasma membrane
Molecular function (GO): olfactory receptor activity; G protein-coupled receptor activity
Source: RefSeq, a predicted model, not a curated record
AUGCCCUUUUCCAGGAAUGGAAAUGCAAAGUUUGGAGUUUUGAUUGGCAUUUCAAUUACAUAUUUAUUUUCCAUAAUGGGAAAUGUGAUUAUAGCUCUGUUGGUGUGCUUGGUGGAACAGCUGCAUAGUCCUAUGUACUUCUUCUUGUGCAGUUUGUCAGUCCAGGAUACAAUGCAUGUCACUAACAUUCAGCCAAAGCUAUUGGCCAUCCUAAUCACAGGUGACACUAGAAUAUCAUUAUCGGGAUGUAUCACACAGGUAUUUUUAUUUGUGCUCUGUCUUAAUUUUGAAUUUUUGCUACUUACCUCCAUGGCGUAUGACCGCUUUGCUGCCAUCUGUAAACCUUUGCAUUAUAACAUAAUAAUGAACAAGACCACCUGCAGGCUCAUGACUUCUACAUGUUGGUUUGCUUCAGCUUUAAAUGCAUUGAUUUAUUCCUUGAUAGUGUCUAGCCUGUCAUUCUGCAAAUCUCAUGAUAUAAACCAUUUCUUUUGUGAGGUGAAAGCAAUGCUGACUUUAUCAUGCACGGACACCACCUAUAUCUUCAGACUAAUCUAUGCUGAAAGUAUUCUUUUGGGGAUGUUUCCAUUUUUACUGAUUGUCAUUUCAUAUAUAUUCAUUAUAUCCAGCAUCAUGAAGAUUCGGACCUCAAGAGGAAGACUGAAAACCUUCUCCAGCUGCUCCUCACAUAUCACCACUGUUAUACUUUAUUGUGGGUCCAGUAUUGGAUCCUAUUUGAAAACAGAGUCUGUACAGUCUCCUCAGCAAAAUGAAUUGAUUGCUAUGCUCUACAUUAUUCUGGUUCCAAUGUUAAACCCAAUAGUGUACAGCUUAAGAAACAAAGAGGUUUUAAAAGCUAUGAAAUCAUUAACCAAGGGACAUGGGUCUUUGCCCACUUAA